Molecule: messenger RNA, 2058 nt
Organism: Exophiala viscosa
Lineage: Eukaryota; Fungi; Ascomycota; Eurotiomycetes; Chaetothyriales; Herpotrichiellaceae
Product: alpha,alpha-trehalose-phosphate synthase
Exons: 5
Coding region: 62-1612 (516 amino acids)
Biological process (GO): trehalose biosynthetic process; cellular response to heat
Cellular component (GO): cytosol; alpha,alpha-trehalose-phosphate synthase complex (UDP-forming)
Molecular function (GO): trehalose-phosphatase activity
Source: RefSeq, a predicted model, not a curated record
ACACGGAAGAGAAAUACCUUGAGUCUGCCAUUGGACCGCGCUGUUGACCACACACAAAACAAUGGACGAAGCAUUCGAGGGUCGCGUCCUUGUCAUUGCUAACCGACUGCCCAUCACAAUCAAGGAGGUCUCAGAGGGCGACUUCGAAUACAAUAUUUCCUCUGGUGGCCUGGUAUCUGGGUUACGAAGCUUAGCAAAGGCCGUGGACUUCAAGUGGUUCGGUUGGCCUGGUAUAGAUAUCCAUCGCAACGAUAAAGACAAAGUUAGACACGACCUUGCGGACAAAUUCAAUGCGUAUCCCAUUUUCCUGCCUGAGGACCUUGCACAAAGGCAUUAUAACGGCUUCUCAAAUUCGGUACUAUGGCCCCUUUUGCAUCGAAUGCCCGAGAAGGUAGGCGCCGAGGAGAGUUGGUCCAAAGCGUACCAGGAAGUGAACGAGAUCUUUGCCGACAAUAUUGUUCCCUAUGUCGAGGACGGCGACAUCGUCUGGGUCCACGACUACCAUCUUUUGCUUCUUCCAGGUAUUCUGCGAGCGCGGCUAGGCAAGAAAAAGAAUCUCCGCAUCGGCUUCUUUCUGCACACACCGUUUCCGACGGAUGACUUCUUCACCAUUCUCCCGUUCCGCGAGGAGAUUUGUCAAAGCUUGUUGCUCUGCGACGUGGUUGGCUUCCAUACGCAGGAAUAUGCUAGGGACUUCUUGGACAGUGCGUCCGUUGUGCUAGAGGGGGUUUCGAGAUCGCCGAGCGACCUACACUGGGAUGGCAGAAAAGUCAUUGUCCACGGGUUUCCAAUCGGAAUCGAACCUGGAGAUUUCCGGGAGAAAAUGGAGUCGGACGCUGUUAAACAAGAACUCGACGGACUCAAGAACCAAUUCAAAGGGCAAAAGAUCCUUCUUGGAGUCGACCGGCUGGACUACAUCAAGGGCAUACCCCAGAAAUUAAGAGCGUUCGACAGAUUCCUGACGGAGCAUAAGGAAUGGCUGGGCAAGGUGGUCCUGAUUCAAUUGGCCAUCCCAACACGGCCUGACGUGGUCACUUACCAGAGGCUGAGAGAGGAAGUCGAGUCACUGGUCGGCCACAUCAAUGGCAAGCACGGAACUUUCUCUCACACCCCCAUUCACUAUCUCUACAGAUCGAUCAAGCCGGAACAACUAUGUGCGCUGUACGCCGCCUCAGACGUUUGUAUCAUCUCCUCGAUUCGUGAUGGCCUCAAUAUGGUGAGCUACGAGUACAUUGCAUGUCAGAACAAGGAGACGGCCGGCACGCUCAUGAUGUCGUACUACGCUGGUGCCGUCAAGACCCUACCCUCCUGCAUCGUCAUCAAUCCUUGGGACAUACCCAGAUUUGCAAACACAAUACGGGACGUGUUGGACAUGCCCCAGGAAGAGCGGAGGCAGCGGUACACGGAAAAUGCACAUGUUGUCGACACAUAUACCAGUGUCCGAUGGGGUACAUCCUUCCUCAAUACCUGCUACAAGAUGGAGCUGCCGAAACAGACGGAUGGGGGUACUCCAGAAGAGCGCAAUAACCCGGAUGACGAUCGCGCACUCAAGUCAGCGCACCUCAUGCAGAAAAGUCGGAGUGGGGAGUCCACUCCGAGGGAGUUCAUGUAAACCGAGGAGGUUAUAUGCUCGGGUGCAUUUUUGGAAUUUGCUACUUUUCAUUGCAGCUCAUUAGCGGACGGAGAAUCAUUGGCAUUUGAGACCUCUUUCGCGGUCGAUCAUAGCAUAACCAGUGAAUACAGGUCACAAGCGUCAGCGUGCUCAAACCUGGAGCGCCAAACCCGCUGUCAUGCAGGGAAGUGGUUACAAGGGUGGUCACAAUGAUCUUGAUCCGUGGACGGCAGUAGCCUUCCUAGGUAGUCAGUACCUCACAACGCUGCGAUCUUGUACCUGGUGCACAUUGGCCCUUGUUGGCCGUUGUCGGCAGAGGGCCGUCCGGACUUUGUCAGCUGCUAUGAAGAACGGGGCUGCUCCAUUCAAUAACUCAGUAUGGAUUGACAGGCCGCAGCACACGUGAUAGGACACAGGAGGAGCCGGCAAUCUGGAUUGUGCAAGAA